GCGACGGGCGCCGACGGCGACGACGGACAGUCAAAACGAAGCACGCCUCCGAACGGCUCAGCUCAGUCAGUUGGAGGGAGACGUCCCGCAUCCGACACCCUCAGAGAAAAAUACAUCGUUAAGGACCAUGUGCAUCCCUUCACCGAUUCAGAGUUCACCGAAUCACCGGCGAAAGAUGUGACCGCGUGUAGUGUAUUUUGUUUCCUGACAGCUCCGUCGUAAUAUAGUGCGACCAGUAGAGGAUGGGUUCCGAGAGGCUGAUCAACGCUUGGCUCUUCCUUCUCGCAUUAGCUGCAUCGUGCUUUGUGCUGCCCGUUCACUGCCACAGGAGACAUAGGCACGGGAACGGUCUCGGCUGCUCCAAGUGCCCCCCGGGCUCCGUGGUGAUGAGGCCCUGCGGCCACGGCUUAGACACCGAGUGCACACCAUGCCACAUGGGACAGUACAUGCCCCACCAUUCCCACAAGCGUCACUGCUUUCCGUGCUCACUUUGCGGUGAGGGACUCUUCGAAGCACACCCGUGCACAUCGGUUAGUGACACCGUCUGCGACUCGUGCCACACCGUCGUCAAGGCGCCACACAGCGCGAACUUUUACGUGAAGUGCGUCAACGACACGUCGGAGAGAUGGGAGCUGGACGACACUCUCCCCAGUCAAGCGAUGCUAGUCAGCAGCGCAGCCUUCUCACACAUGAGGCACGAAGACAGGACCGUUCCCGUGGUGCAACAACUUCGACCGCAUCAUCAAAAGGUAGAAGCGUACCAGAACGGAGAAGUGCCGCUGUCCUUCGGCGCUGGUGGCGGAGGCAUCGUCACCGCCGUCAUCUCCCUGAGUGUCGUCUUUGGUCUCAUCCUGGCUGUUGUCCUCAGCAGGUGGAGGUCCACUUCACAUGUACCUGAUAGGGCAAAGCACGGCUACAUGGUGGUGGCGCAGAAGCCCGAUAGUUGCUGUUCCAGCGUCUAGUGGACGGAGGACUGGAAGAGCACAAGCCACAAAUGCCAUCCAGGAGCACAAGUCGACGGACUGAUCACUAAAUGUGCCAUAUUUGCACCCAGUUGCACACACUGUAUUCCAUCGACGUUGUGCGUUGUUUUCUUUUUAACGAACUUUGCCCGUGCUGAAGGAUUGUGAAAUGUUGUUUCUCAAAGUUUGACUUCGAUGAAGCUUGUUGUAUAUGUUUGUUCAGUGGAAGCUUUUAUGACAAACUGUGCCCGUUCAUUCUACGUUAUUGUUGUGUAUAAUGUUGCCUCGGAAGUGCAUCUAAUAUAUUACGGAAAGAAACGCAGAUUAUGUUUUCAAUAUCGUCGAACGAUUAUAAGCAUCGCGAGGUGUGUUACCUAAAGUGCCAAAAUAAUUACAGUAAGAACACUACUGCUCGUCAUGAUCUCAGUUGUCUCGCGACGUAAACCCUCAAUUAUUAUUAUUACUGCUCGUAAACUACGUGCGCAGACGCGGCUGCAGUUGCAGUUCUACCAGAAUGAUGACGACGUUACGUUUGAAAUGCCCCACACCAAGCUUCUUUCCCUCUCACCAAGCAACGCAUUGAGGGUGUACAAUGUAUAUCCCUCCCCCAAUACACUUGCACUUUCAGAGGUGGAGGGGGUGGGGGUGAAAAGUCACCGUAUUUUCGGGUCACAGAAAAGUCCGCUGGCCCGUCGCACAUCCCGUGCGAUGCGACGCAACGGGUUAAGCUACGUUCCCACCACAGGGCGAGCGCCCGUGACGGCGCCCGUAACGGCAGAAAGGGGCCACUGAGGGCCCGCUUUUCUGUGCCGUCCAAGAUGUCGCUCCUUGCGCGGCGACUGGUGGUGGUGGUGGUGGUGAUAGGGCUUGCCGUUGUCGGCCUCACGUAUGUGGGCAACGUCACGACUCACGCCCUGGGGGAAUGUGCGUCCUGGGCCGACUUCCUGGGCCGACAUAUGUCUGAAAGCGUCUGAGGAAAACCCAGGAAAAACCCCAGACAGCACUGGUGGUGGCGGUGGUGGUGGUGGUGAUAGGGCUUGCCGUUGUCGGCCUCACGUAUGUGGGCAACGUCACGACUCACGCCCUGGGGGAAUGUGCGUCCUGGGCCGACUUCUAAGGGAACUGUGCCGACAUAUGUCUGAAAGCGUCUAAGGAAAACCCAGGAAAAACCCCAGACAGCACAGCCGGCACCAGGAUUCGAACCCGGGUACCUCCCAGUCUCGACGUGACAUGGCCAGCACGCUAACCACUGAGCCACGGGAGCUGGUCCAGACAGCACUGCCGACGCCGGACGGCAGUAGACCAACCAAUCAAAGCAAGGUAGACGACGAUGAUUCGUUUUCGUUUCCAGCACUUUAAUGUCGGUGUGGACACACACUCGCCGUUCUCCGUUCCCCGCUCCGAGAGCGUUCGCCUGGUCGUGAGGGGAACGUAGCUUUAAUGGGAAACACAUAUUUAAAAAAAAGGUCCUCGUCUAUGAUUUCGUUUUGAUAACGUUUGUUUGUUUGGUAACGUUUGGUAACGCUCGCAGCUAACGUCUUUUUUUUGUGACCAAACACUCUACACAAUGUUUUCUUACACACUCCCCCUCUCCCUCGACCAUGAACUAUGAACUCUGUAACAACCUCUUUGGAUACACGUCUUUUGGCUUCCCUAUUGAAAAGUCUGGCAGAGUUUUCUGCUGGUCCAGCAAGAGGGUCUACUGGUCCAGCAAGAGUCAGUCAUUGGUCCAGCAGAGAAGCCCAGUUGUCCAGUAGAGCCUUUCGUUUUUCUUACCUAUUACAAACCGCCCUCGGGCUAUAGGGGAUUUUAGAGUUCAGUUGUGCGACAUUACUAACCACUCAAUAUUGCUCUGUAAGAACGUAUCGUAAUACAUCAAAGACGUAACACCAUGAAGCUCUCCUCAACCACAUAAUAAUAUGCGCAGUAGUUUCUUGCACGAUUUCUUGACACCUUAGGUAAAACACCCUGCAGAUCGCGGGUGGAGCUUAAAAGAUGUACAUACGCCCCUCGGGUUUGGCACAGUCACAUUGCUAAGUGUCUAUUGGGACCUAAGUGGUUCACAAACCAUACCUUCGUGCGUUCAAUAAACCAAUGCGAUCUCAUA
Molecule: messenger RNA, 3069 nt
Organism: Ornithodoros turicata
Lineage: Eukaryota; Metazoa; Arthropoda; Arachnida; Ixodida; Argasidae
Product: tumor necrosis factor receptor superfamily member 4-like
Exons: 5
Coding region: 243-962 (239 amino acids)
Biological process (GO): negative regulation of alpha-beta T cell proliferation; positive regulation of peptidyl-tyrosine phosphorylation; positive regulation of cytokine production involved in immune response
Cellular component (GO): external side of plasma membrane
Molecular function (GO): protein binding
Source: RefSeq, a predicted model, not a curated record